This is a messenger RNA of Prunus armeniaca (apricot), 201 nucleotides long. The record is from the annotation of a GenBank genome assembly. NCBI's taxonomy places the organism in Eukaryota, Viridiplantae, Streptophyta, Magnoliopsida, Rosales, Rosaceae.
AUGAGGGUCCUUGGAAACAAAUCACCCCUUAGAAAGGUCCAAGGGUUGGAAUCAGAGGUAGAAUCCGACGAUGAAUAUGUCCCCUCCAAGGGCACCGAAUCGAACUACCGUUCGGAAACUCCCACGGAGUAUUCGAAGGCAAGACCACCGAGUCCGCGGAGAACUUCCGAAGACUACGGUUCUGAGGAGGUCCCAAGCUGA